GUAAACUGUUAUGGCGUUUGUGUUCUCCAAUACACAACGCAUAUUAUACGUUCCGUCUAAAAUUAAUAACUUAUCAUUAAAUUCUUUGAUAUUUACUUAGACAAAAACCUAGAAUGGAUGUCCAUUUCGUGUAAAUUCUUCUGUUUAACUGUAAGGGCGUAGUGGUUUAAGGUUAUGUUAACAAUUUUUUAAUAAGUGUUUAGUGAAUUCCAGUAAAAACGAAGGAUCAGUUUGUAUUUUCUUUGUACAACAUCCCUGAAUGAAUUUCUCACGGUUCCUUGAUAUACAAUCAUGGUGGGAAGUACCAAGCAUUGCGUAUUUCUGUUCAUUAUUUCGAACUGCUUUCAAUCUUCUCGAUUUUGACAUUGAAGAACUUGAGGAGGCUCUCCUGACCGAUGGUACUGAGGACUCUGGCAGUUCUUUGCUCACAGAAUUGAUUGUACGACUUCUAAAUGGUUGUCUUGGUAACAAUGACAUCUCAGCCUUUAAUUAUCAAAUGUAUUUAAGACGUCUCUUUCGACAAAAAUGUCAAGAGUCAGGCAGAUACAACCCCUUCAAUACUGAUAUUGAUUUUCAAUUUCUUCCCCUCAGAAGAAAAGUAGAAAUCCUAUAUGCAUUAUGUGACUUUCGAUUGGAUGCUGAAGAUGUGUUUGAUUUGUUUAAAAAUCUUGAAGCAGAGAGUUUGAGAGUAGAACCUCUAGGAUGGGAUGACAAUGACUCUGCUUACUGGUAUUUCUAUGGCACUAGAUUAUAUAGGGAGGAUAUAAUCAGAAAACCUAAGGCAAAGAAGAAAAAAAAGAAAGAUAAAAAGAGGGGGUGGCUACAUGGCGAUGAGUGGAACGAGGAUGAGACGGAAAGGGUGUGGCAAGUUGUUUGCUUUACAGAAGAGGAUUGGACGAACCUAACACAAAAGUUCAGCAAAGCUACAAGCAAGAUCGAGAAGGAGCUAUUUAGAUCUCUCUCCCAGAACUUUAUGCCAGAAAUACCAAGACUUUUUCAUGAAAAGGAAAGACUUCAGAGGAAAAGGUUACUCGAAUUGGCACCUAGGCGAACAUCAAGUCGAGUUUUGGAGAAGAUUCGACAGAAGGAGGAAGAAGAGAGCAGCAAAGCGACUACCGACGUCGAAGUCUCUAAGGACUCCGACAGCAUUGAAAGCCAAAACAGUGCCAGGCGAAAUCGGGCUAAACGCCGGAACUUUUUGAGAUCUAAAUCACGGUUAUCCACAUCCGAUAGCAGUGGUAAUUCGGAGGCAGAAGAAAUGCCUAGAGUAGUAAAACCUAAAAAGGGUGCCAAGAAAUCAAAGAUCAAAGAAGAUGCAGAGAAUAGUGCACCUCAAGAGCCCCCCAUACGGACUGGACGAAAGACAAACAACUCACUUGCUUCAGCUACCUUUCAAAAUGACCAAAUUGUUAUCCCGGACACGGAUGAGCCGAUUAACAGCACCAGGAAGAAGCUUAAAACCUCACAAAUAUUUAGCCAAACUAAAGAAGAUAUACAAACCGACAUGUACAAAGUACUGGAACAAUUGAAGAAUCACCAAGAUGCUUGGCCCUUUUUAGAUCCUGUUGAAGAAGACUAUGCACCGAAUUAUUACAGUAUAAUAAGACGGCCUAUGGACCUCCAUACGAUGGAAGAACGACUAGAUAGCGGAUAUUAUAUGGACUUUGCUACAUUUAAAGCAGACUUUAAGCUAAUUGUCAGCAAUUGUCGGCUUUACAAUGGACAAGAUAAUGAAUAUACAAUGAUGGUCGACAAUUUGCAAGCAGAGUUUGAACGAUUGACUGAGAAGUAUAUGUAUCCUGUAUCGUCUUCAGACGAAGAAAUAGCCGUAGAAUAUCAAUUGCCGACACCAACUCGUCGACAGAAACGUAAAGCCAGUGAUUCGCCAUCAAGAGUCGCUAGCAAACGGAAGAAACAUAAAUCUCAAUCAGAAAGUGGCGAACCUAAAUGCAGUACAUCUAGCAUUAUAGAAGACCAAGAACAAGAAGUUAAAUGCGAUAACUCUGAUAAUAGUGACCGAGAAUUGACACAUACAGUUACUGAGAUGGAUAAUAACAACGAUGAGACAGAAGAAGAAGAUAGAAGUAAUAAAAUUUCGAAGGAAUCUCGCAAUGAAAAGGGUAAAAAACGCCAUAGGCAUGGAAAACACUCCAAGGUUCAUAAAAAGAAACAGCAUGGCUCCAAGACCAAGCAUAGCAAGAAGCACAGCAAAAAAAACGAAAAAAGGGGUAAAAAAUCUAAACAAAAGAAAAGUAAACAAAUUGAGCAAGUAGAGCCUGAAUGCACAAACCAUAAUGAUUCACAGGAAUCUCGUUCAAGCUCAAACAGUCGCAGCGCUAGUCCUCUGCCUUCUAUCCACACUCCCACUCCGUCCCCCACUGAAGUUGUUGAACCAGAAACUAGUAAAACUCAUACAUCAAAAUGCCAUAACGCAAAAGUCCAGUACCUGUUAGACAAAAUUGAUAAGUUCAAAUUACCAGACCGUGCAGUAGCCAAACACAUUUGGAAACAUCUUUUUGGGAACGAAAAAACAAAAAAGAAUCUCAUUGCACCAAAAGAGGACAAAAACCAAAAAUUGCGCGAAACUAUCGAAAAAUUAAAAGCGAAAAAUAAAAAGUGUCGGGACCCGUCUUUAUUCACAAGCCUCUUUUCUCCAAGGAGUGGGAGAAGAAUUGAAAGAAAGCCGGAUUAUAAGGAAGAUAGUGACGAAGAUGGCUCGGAUAAUGAGCCUCUAGAAAAUGUUAAAGGAAAAUGUAUCAAUAGAAAACUUGCUAAAAAAUGUUCCUCAAAAAGUGAGUCAACUUCUGAGGCUUUAGAGGAAGCCAUGAAGGACAUCAGUAAAUGGCUUGAAGAUAUGCCAGAAAAAUCAGUGGGUAGCUCACUGGAAAGCUCAGCUCCUAGUGUAACUACAGAAGAACAGGACAGCAGCAGUCGCCAAGAUUAUGAGAGCUUACUGAGUGAAAAAUCCACCACUUCUAAAAAAGACUUCACGCGAAAACGUCAAUCUUUACGUGAACUAAAACUGGUAAGAAAACGAGAAAUACAACGAACAAUCGAUAGACUACAACCGGGAAAAAGCAAGGGAAAUUUACUAACCAAUUUUCCUAAGAAUAUUGAGGACUAUGUUGAAUUUGGGGAUUCGAGCCAAAAUGAAGAAACCAGCCCAAAGUUAAACCUCGGAUCAGUUCUUCCUACAGUUGAUUUUCAACUGUCUCAGGAAUGCAGCAUUAGAAAUGUGUUAACUGAAGAAUUACCAAUUACAUCCACUGAAACAGAAGCAUCUAUAGAGAAUUCUGAUAAACAAGAGCCAAACGAAACAGUGGUUCUUCCAACUCAAAAGGACCAAGAAGAUGAUUGUGAACCAUCCGUGUCAAAACCAAGUCAGGAAAAAGCAACACCUAACUUAAGUGCUUGGUUUAAAGCUUUUGGUGCCCCUAAAACGACAGUACCACCUACUUCUAUGAAAAAGAAAACUAAUACUGAUAAUGAAGAAAAGCCGGUGAAGCCUGAAAUAACAGAAGUAAAAGUAACUCCUAAAAAUAACUCGAGCAAAAUUGACUCCCCCAAUGAUCCAAACUCUCCAAACCACGAUGGGGGUGAUAGUACAAGUGACACAAUCGUUGUGCCACCUCCGCUUCCAAGAAGGACAAGUACUGGGAGUUCUGUAUCAGAGCAAUCGUGUCUUAGUCAGGACUUAGACUCUCCCCGUCAUCAAAUGUCCCAUUCUUCUCCUCUACUUCGCUCCCCAGCGUCACCGCGAUAUUAUGACGGAGUCAUAAUUAAUGGAACUGUUCGAGCCGGUUUUUACCAAGAUACUACGUCAGUAAAGAGCAGUCCCGACAAAAUAUGUAGCCCUAGGGAAGCACCACAGUCACCUUACUCUUCAAGUCCACUGCACGUCUACGCCGCUUCCGCAGGUUCACAAGGAGCUAUUGCGCCAAACUACUUCGUAGAUCCUAUCAAGAGUCCAUUGCUUAUCAACACUCAAAACACCUCAUUAUUCUACGAACAGAAUAAAGCAACUACUCUCAGUAAAACUCCCAGGCUCCCAACUGACACUAACCAACUAAUGUCUCCAGUGUCACCUGAUUACUCCCCAAAACAACCACAUUACAUACCUUCAGCACUUUCACCCCAAAAGCAAUCAAAUUAUGAUAACGAGAAUAAGUCUUCAUUUCCUGUUAAGAAACGAACAUAUAACGAAUUUGAAGAAACUGAAGAUAAACCGCAAGAUAACAGUUCUAAUUCUUUACAAACGCCGAGAAAUGAAGUGGAACCCCUCAACCAGACAUUGCCUGCCUUUUCAAAUGUAGACAAUGUUGCUUUGGUUGAAGUGGAAAAGAAAGUUGAAAAUAAUAGCGAAAUUAAAUAUGCAAAAACGAUCAAUAGCAUGUAUGAAAAUAAUAAACCAGCACAUGCCAACAAUAAGCCCCUUGAAAUGACCAAGAAAAAUGCCGUAGAUAUGGUCAACAUGGGUUAUUUUAUUUCCGAAGAAGCCAAAGGUACCACUGAGCUACGUGGUGAUUUGGAAUACUUUACCAGAGAGAGAGAAAUUUGUAAAUCCCAGAGAAGAUAUGAAUUAGAUUCUGUGGUUAUAAAUAGCCAGCAACUUCCUAAACCUUUAACAAAACCUAAUAUAAGCACUUACAAUUUUACACCUGCUCAUACACAUGAAAGACACAAUGAUGUAAACUUGAACCAAACAAUAUCACAUGCUCAUCAAAAUCCAUACGAGUCGCUGGCCUCUGGUCAGCAAAUUAGUAGCUUACCCUUUAAGGUAGGUAGGUUAUCCUUUAGUGAUAUUGAUUCAGCCAAUAAAAAGCUGUAUUCAAAUAAUAUAUCAUCAACACCACUUGACUUCGGCAAUUGGAGGGAACCAAAUCAAGGGCUUAAACAAGACCCUCUACCUGCUCACUUUCCUACUGCUACCAACAAUAAUGAGACAAAUUCAACCAACAAAAAACAGUAUUCAGAUAAUAUAUCAUCAACACCACUUGACUUCGGUAACUGGAGAGACACAGAUCACGCUGUAAAGCAAGACCAACUGCCCGAGGACUUUUCAGCUAAUACCAACAGUGGUAAUGAGACUAAUUUGGUCAAUAAAAAGCAAUAUACAAAUAGCAUAUCUUCAGCACCCCUUAAUUUUGGAUAUUGGAAAAAUCCAACGCCAACGCGUAAGCAAGAACGUGUGUCAGCGAACAUUUCGACUUUUGUUAAUAACGAUGAAAAAAAUCUUCAGCAACAGCAAUACAACAACUAUGCAUUGCCGCGGAUAACUUCACACAAAGUGCAAACAAAUUCAACUGGGCCUUCUGAACUAAGGAUACCCAAUCCUCGAGCCACAAUGCCAAAAUCUGACAAUACUAAUGUUCAACUAUCAGCCACAAAAAAAACACAAAACAAUAGCUUUGCUAUGCCCUAUAAAAAUCCAUAUAUCGGCCAUUCUACGCUUUACGAUUCAAUCGAACCGAUGAGGAAUUUGGAACUGCUGGAAAGACAUUCUGAUGCUAAUGAACGUUAUUUGUCAACUUUUGCUAACAAUGUUUCUCUGUAUCAGUCUAAACUUUUCGGCAAGGGCUUAGGCAAAGAGAUAACUACACCUGAUGCGUCUAGUAUUACUUAUGGACAAGUUCAAAUGAAUUCAGAAAGUGAAUUUGAAAACAAAUCGACCACAAAAAGGAAAUGGACAGUAGAAUCUAAGCAAUCGGCACCUUCGCAAGCAUAUCCCGCAACUUCUUGUGGUGAUAAUGUAUUGACGUCUGGGAAGACUUCCUCGAUUAUACCCCCAACUACAUUUAAUUUUGGUUCAACCACCAUGUCACUGGGUAGCAUGUAUGGUGAUAAUUCUGGUUUCUCUAUUGAAAAUUUUAGGAACAGUACCACCCAGCUGAUGGCAGCCAACUACAUGGCUGCUGCAGUUGCUAAUCGAAAUAACAGCGUAAAUGCCGAAAAAUUUGCGCAACCAGCCCAUCAAAAUAAUCAUGGUGGAAGCACAUAUCCCUUCAUCACACAUUCGCAGGCACCUGCUGGAUAUCCAUUUGUAGGUACUGAUGCUUCAUCCCCUCUGUAUCAACAAUACAUUCAACGUUAUCAAGAAGAAUUGCAAAGACAAACUGGAGCACAGAUAAUGGGCCUCUACCCACCAACAUAUCCUCCAACUUUGGGUGUUCGUCAACCAUAUGACUCAAUUAAUAGGCCUUCUUGGAUAUAAUAUUGGCUCUACAACUUGCUCAAACCAUAGGACUUGUGCAAUGACCCUGGCUAACUUAAAAUAUUAGCACACUGAAAUUGUUUCUAUAGUAAGAAAAGCGUAUGACAAAAGUAUAACUACAUAAAGGUUUUUUUGCAUUUGGAUAUUUUUAUCUUGUUAGCAUGCAAAUACCUUAAAUUUUUUGACAAAAAAUAAAAAUUAUUUUAAAUAAAGCUUUUAUAGACAUGGUAACCCUACACUUUAAUCAUGUCCAGAUAGAUAAAAAUUCCAGAAACAUAAUAGCACCAUUAAAAUAACUAUUACUGUAUUGAAACUGUCAUCUUCUUCCCUGGUAGUAGUAAUGCAUAUAGAUUUUUGUGAGAUUUAUAAAUGUUGGUUAUAGUGUAUCAUUUGUGUCAUCACAAUUUGGCUUAUUAUAAUGUUUUCAAAUUAGUAUGAUAACAAUAUUAUAUGUGAAAUCUAUUAUGUUUAUGUUCAAUUUACUUAAUAAUUUAUCAAUGUUAAUAUAAAAACUUCAUACACCUCCUUUAACAACAGAUUUUCUGCGGCAAUAAAACAAAUUCAUUUAAAAUUGCUGUGAGUUUCAAAAUAAUAUGUAA
Messenger RNA from Pieris napi, 6810 nucleotides. It is a transcript of the gene dikar, whose product is annotated as cat eye syndrome critical region protein 2 homolog. Bases 260 to 6211 code for a protein of 1983 amino acids. The record is from RefSeq and is a predicted model, not a curated record. Gene Ontology annotation, molecular function: protein binding. Gene Ontology annotation, cellular component: CERF complex. Gene Ontology annotation, biological process: chromatin remodeling. Lineage: Eukaryota; Metazoa; Arthropoda; Insecta; Lepidoptera; Pieridae. The transcript is spliced from 9 exons.